UGGGGUCAGGGCCGGGGGAGGAAGUACGUGGUGGCUAGUUCCACCACAGCGAAGUCUAUCCAGAGCAGUGCUGCAGGCUGCAGUGGGGCGGGAAAUGUCAGGCCGUCCCACCCUGCGACUAGAGACUAGGGUCCCGAGCCCAGCGAGCCAGUGGAGGAGUCGCUUCCCCUGGCGGUGCACUGCGAAACGGAGACAGAGACCGAGAUUGAGAUGGCUCCCGCAGGCGUCUGGGCUGCGCGCGGAGCCCGCGCUCGUCUGGUACCUGCUGCUUUUGCAGCUUUACCCAAUGCUCACCAACGCGGCCACCAGUGGCAUUUUGUCAGCACUUGGGAACUUCCUGGCCCAGAUGAUUAAGAAGAAGCAGAAGAUAGAAGACUCUCAAAGCCUAGAUAUCAGUGGGCCUCUCACAUAGGCAGUCUACAGGUUCUUUAUCACAGGUCUGCUAAGCCACUAUUUCUACCUCUUCCUGGAGCGCUGGGUCCCUCCUGAGGUUCCUUUGGCCACCAUGAAGAGAUUGCUUCUGGACCGCCUGCUCUUUGCCCCAGCCUUCCUGCUGCUAUUCUUCCUCACCAUGAGCCCGUUGGAGGGGAAGGACACUGCUGUCUUUGCCACCCAGGUGAGGAGCUACUUCUGGCCUGCUUUGCAGAUGAACUGGCACAUAUGGACCCCACUGCAGUUCAUCAACAUCUACUAUGUGCCCCUGCAGCGUCUGGAAUACCGAUGGCUGGACAGUCCAGCCGUGAGGUCUCGGUGUUCCUCAGCCAGCGCCCGCAUUUAA
This is a messenger RNA of Fukomys damarensis (Damara mole-rat), 778 nucleotides long. It is a transcript of the gene Pxmp2, whose product is annotated as peroxisomal membrane protein 2. Gene Ontology annotation, cellular component: cytoplasm; membrane. The record is from RefSeq and is a predicted model, not a curated record. Lineage: Eukaryota; Metazoa; Chordata; Mammalia; Rodentia; Bathyergidae.